CUUAACCCAACUGCACGGAAAUCAUUCCGUUUCAGAAAUAUAAUGUGGCCAGCUGUGUGUUUUCUGGCUUUUACGGGUGCCGUCCUUAUUCUAGAAGGCUGCAAGAAUAUUACGGUAUGUGAUCAGCUGCCGUGGUCAGAAUGGACAACAUGCAGUCAGUCAUGUGGCGGAGGGUCGCAGACCAGGAAGCGAGAGAUAUGUGGUUUACCUGAAUGGGGCGAAGAGGAAGUAGAGGAACGCUGUUGGAAACCAUUGCGAAUAGAACACAGAUUUUGCAAUACGGAGUGUCUAAAUGACGGAAUGUUUGCUGAUGAUAUGUGCAAAUGCAAACCAGGAAAGAUUGGUGUAUGUUGUAAAAAUGACCUACAUGUAACUUCGUUGGGGAGCCUUACGACAUCGAAGGAAAAGGUGUCUUCAUUCCUCGGGGGAAGUGGAAAUCGAUUAAAGAGGGAUAACCAAAUUGACGAGGAAUGUCGAGAAUCAAACUCUUGUGAUUACGAGGAAGUGAGAGAAUGGAUGCAUUACAGUCAUGACCACAGAAGUGUGUGUCAGUGGAUGAAAGACAGGCGAUGCGGUGAAAAAAAAAUGUGGACCAGGAUACCGCUGUUAUACGACCAACAGGGAUUGUUCCAGGUAUAGCCAUUACCACGUGCGGUGUUCAGAUAUAAACGGAUGUAGCAGUAACCCAUGCAUGCACGGAGGAAGAUGCCACAAUUUAGUGAAUAGAUUUACGUGUUCUUGUCCGGAUGGGUAUAAUGGAGCACGAUGUCAAUACGAUAUAAACGAAUGUGACAGUAACCCAUGCAUGCACGGAGGAAGAUGCCACAAUUUAGUGAAUAGAUUUACGUGUUCUUGUCCGGAUGGGUAUAAUGGAGCACAAUGCGAAUACAAUAUAAACGAAUGUGACAGUAACCCAUGUAUGCACGGAGGAACAUGUCACAAUUUAGUGAAUAGGUUCAUAUGUUCUUGUCCGGAUGAGUAUUAUGGGAUACGAUGCGAAUACGAAAAAUGUACAGAAUCACCCAAUGUCAUAAACUGCCCAGAUGGAGUACAAGAACUUAAUUUCACUAAACUGACGGAAAAUAUAACUUUCUCAUCAUUUGAUCAUCUUCCUGGUAUAUACGGACAAAGUUGUGACGGCGAGAGAUUGACGGUCAACUUUCCAGAGACAGAACUCACGUGGAGUCGUGAAAUACACACUAUUACAAUGACGGCUAAUGAUAACCGAGGACAUUCCACCUCGUGUGUUCUUAGUGUCAAAAUGAAAGAUAUGAUCCCACCAUCGUUUUUGGAUUGCCCCUCAGUGGACAUUGUGCAGGAUGGUUGUAAUGGGGGUUCUCUUGUCACGUGGUCACCAAUACAUGUUGAAGAUAAUUCGGGAAACGUCACAGUCUCAAGUAGCAACAGUAACGGAGAAUUUAUGAAGUUUGGAAGUCAUUUAAUUUCCUACAACGCAGCUGAUGAAUUCGGAAACACUAACCAGUGUAACUUCACUGUCAAUGUGAAGAAGUUACGAAAUAGUGUAUGUGAUAUCCCACCUCAAGUAUUUCAUGGAGUAAUCUCCUGUCAUGACGGUCACACUUUAAGUUGUGGUAUAGACCGAUGUGAACCAGGAUAUCUACAGACAAACACCACAAAUCACGUUUGUAGCAACGGCAUUUGGAAACCACAGUUCUCGGCAGAAUUUGCCUCUUCGAGUUGUAUUAAACCUGAACCGAUUCACUUGGAAAGAAACUACACAUUUAGAUUCACCUGUCCCAACCUGAAGUUCAGUCCAACUGCCCUAAGAGACUGCAUAAAACAAUCAGAUCUUUGUCCAACGGGUGAUAUUUUACUCUGUGACAAGCCUUUUCAGCGGAUAGAAGGGAAGUAUCUCGCCUCUAAAGAUCUCCAGAUCUGGACAACACUGGAGGGAAUAUUGCCGUAUGACGGAAAUAGAAGUGGUCUUAUUAAUAGAAUGGAUCGCCACGGAAAUUCAAUCGCAGCAUAUUUCAAAAAUGGAAACUUCAAGCAAACAUGUCAUCAACUCAGGUGUCAAUUCGAACACAUCAAACCCGAUUCUCUUCGAGAGGUUUGCGGAAACGGGACUGUUGAAUUUAUAAUACAUGGAAAAAGAAUGUGCCAUAAGUUCUUAAUUUAAUGAUAUAAUUUGUUUACAUGAUUCAAAUAUACGGCUAAGAAUAUUUGCUGAGGAAUAUUCGAAGACACAUGGACUAAUAGUAAUAGUAAAGAAAAAAGACGAAAUUUGAUUGUUAAUAAAUCAUAGAACAUGAGAUACUUCAUACUGCUUUUAUACUUUUUUCAUGGUCAGGGAAAUGUGGACCUGGUUGGUUCUAUGAUGGUAGUGAUUGUGUUCAGUGCUCGGAAGGAUUUUAUCAGGAUCAGUAUGGCCAAAGUGAAUGCAAAAAAUAUCCUGAUGGAACCACAUCAGUCAUGGGAACAUUUAUUAAGUCAAGAUGCUUUGUGAAGGUCAUAGUUGAGAAGCAGACUUCAUCCUUUCAUACAUUAACGAUAGUGGGGAUAUCUAUAUCGGGGUCACUACUGAUUGUUUUCAUUGUCUUGAUUGUGAUGGUCAACAAAUGGAGAAUGUCUGCCAAUAGAACUGCAGAACAUACACAAAAUUCCGCUUUUGAGGAAAUUUUAUCCCAUGUCUAUGACGAAAUCAAAGAAGAUGGAUAAAGACAUCACAAAAGGUUUCCAAAAAGAAAAGCCGGUGUACGAAAGAUGCAUAAUCAAAAACUGGGAAAAUCAGAUACAGAUGGUGGAUAUGAAUCCCUACCGGGAAGACGACGCGCUGAAAACCUCUACACAAUAAUGAGUUAAUGAGGAAUUACUGAUAGAGUGUUAAUUAUAAUAUUUGGUAUUUUAACAAUAUGAGUUGAUACACUUUAUUCAUUUGUUAACACGUGUCUAUAUAUGUUUAUUAUAUUUGUUUAUAUAAAACGGCUUUAAGAUCUUUUGAAUAAUUUAUGUUGACGUGUUUCACAC
Messenger RNA from Ostrea edulis (European flat oyster), 2988 nucleotides. Its product is annotated as neurogenic locus notch homolog protein 1-like. The transcript has 15 exons. Bases 692 to 2140 code for a protein of 482 amino acids. NCBI's taxonomy places the organism in Eukaryota, Metazoa, Mollusca, Bivalvia, Ostreida, Ostreidae. Gene Ontology annotation, molecular function: calcium ion binding; Notch binding. The record is from RefSeq and is a predicted model, not a curated record. Gene Ontology annotation, biological process: Notch signaling pathway.